Xenopus laevis (African clawed frog) is the source of this 2624-nucleotide messenger RNA. It is a transcript of the gene apln.L, whose product is annotated as apelin L homeolog. Gene Ontology annotation, cellular component: extracellular region. NCBI's taxonomy places the organism in Eukaryota, Metazoa, Chordata, Amphibia, Anura, Pipidae. The record is from RefSeq and is marked provisional. Gene Ontology annotation, molecular function: hormone activity; apelin receptor binding. Gene Ontology annotation, biological process: signal transduction.
GUGCUCCCUCUGGAAGGAGUUAGACUUUCCAAUACACACAGCUCGCUUCUUGGAUUCAGCACAGCUCUGCUCGCUUGCACUCAGCCACAAGAAACAUGAAUCUCAGACUUUGGGCACUGGCGCUUCUGCUCUUCAUUUUAACCUUGACUUCAGCAUUUGGAGCUCCACUGGCUGAAGGCUCAGAUAGGAAUGACGAAGAACAGAAUAUCCGGACACUGGUGAACCCCAAAAUGGUUCGUAACUCUGCACCUCAACGGCAAGCAAACCGAAGAAAACUCAUACGUCAAAGACCCCGUCUUUCACACAAGGGCCCAAUGCCCUUCUAAAAUUACAAAGUUUUAUUGGAAUUGAGCUAGUCCCCACCAACUGCAUAAUCUGCUAUGUUUGGCAUGGAACCUUGAGGUGAUCCUCAGUGAAGACUCGUGAGUCCAACUGCCUUGCGUGUUAUGGAUUUGCCUCUUCACCUUUAAUUGCAAAGAAGUAUUGGAUCAAAGGACACUGCUUUGAGGGAUUGUCACACGUUCACAGGAUUCCCAGCAAUUCAUCUCUGCUCUCCACAGGGAGAUUUUUUUAAUUACUACUGGAUCACCAACAGCUAAAGCAAUGUUAUUGCACUAGGAUCUCCUUCCUGGCAUUAUCCAUGCCUUACUCUGCAUUUUGUGUAUCUCUAACAUCAUCAUAUGCUUAAGGAACAUCUAACAGCCCUUUUGCACACUUUCCAAUCAAGCCUUUGAGCCUCUAAUGAGCCCAAAAAAAAAGUUUGUGGUAAAAAAAAUAUUGGUGCUGAGCAGAAUUUGUGUCUUAAACUAAAAAGGAGGCUGGUGUGAAACAUAUCCUGUUUUCCAUAAGGCUAUUUUCAACCUAAAAUGGGUUGAUCCACUGGCACAUAUAACAUAUGGACAUUUAAAGAUGCUUUUAGGUUCCAUCUAUGCCCCCUGUCUGUGGCAUCUACCUUGCCCCUCCCCCCAGGAAUCUGUUGGUUUUUUUUUGUGGGAAAAAAAGUAUUAAUGAAUAGAAGCCAUUCAAAUAGCACUUUCUAUAACAUACAUGCUUUAACGGGUUCAUUUCAUGAAAACAAAUUACAGUAUUGUGUUAAUUUUUUUUGUAAUGCUCUUUCCUCUUGGUUCUCUAUGUGUAUAUGUAUAUAUAUAUAUGUAUAUGUAUCUCUGAAAAGAAGAUUCUUAUUUUUUUUAUGUAUGAAUGGCUGUAUUCUAUUUAUUUUGUGAUUAAUUUAAUGUUAGAGAUUUGUGGUUUUUGGGCAUUGUCAAUGUUAUAGAAAAAAAUAUUUGAAAUAACACAACAUGCUUAAUUGUUAGGAUCCGACCAAAACUCCCAACUAGACCCUUUUUGUAAUUUAAACCCUUUUACCCCAUGGCAUUUGUAAUAAUAAUUAUAAACAAAAAGUAUAUCUGAAUUGUAUUUCCAAAGGUAUUUCUUAAAGUGGACUUACACAUACAAAUUCCAGUUGUACCGGUUGUGUACCGGUUAUGUUCCAGUUGACUCAGAGCAGAGAUUGUGGUCUUCAAGAAAGACCAUAAUCUGUAUAUUUCUAGGGUCCCUAAGAUUUUUAUCCUGAGCCUGUGAGUUUUGCCUUGAGGCAUUUUAGGAAUCCCCCAUCCCACCCUUUGCAUUGGUAAAAGGCAAAGCCUCAACCAAUUUAGACCGCAAAGUGCAAAACUGGCAGAUAUUUGAUUACACUGAAAAUGAGAAACUGUAUAACCGUCUCUUUUGUUGGUCGGUAGUUUUGAUUCUUAAAAUGCUUGAUAGUGGCUUCACAAUGAAGCCGACGUGGAAUAGUGUUUGCUACUAUCUAACAGGUGUUUCCUUGGUUAUCAAAUAAUGUUUUAUAUUCCACUCCGCUGUUGAUGAAUAAUGAUAGUAAAAUAUAAUCAAAACAUAUUUACAUUUAGAUUUGCAUUCUUAUUGUUCAGAUAAUAUGUUAGAUGAAUGAUUGUCUCUUAGCUGUCAGGAGAUGUAAUGAAAACCUUGGACACCCCCUAUCCUGAAAAUGUGUGGGUCUAAUAACAUUAACAUUAUAGUGUCAUGUCUACUAAAAGAGUUCAAAUUUCAUUUCAUUGCCAAUAGGAUAUUAUUUUAGUGGAUGUUUAAAGCACACCCAAAGACUGGCUGCAGCCAAAUGCCUGUGCAGUCACUGGUCAUGGUGUUUGUUAUUCUCCCACACUGUAGAGAAGGAAAUUGGUUACAGACUUGCUAUAUAUUCACUUGAACGAUCAGCACAUUUUAAAAAUUCAUUGAAAAAAAUCAGAUCCAGCACCAUACUGCCAACAAAGGCAUCUUGUUGUGACACCGAGUAUAGAUCAUAUUUCCCUCACGUACCAAGUGAAAUAUAAUGCGCCCAUGAGAGAAUCCUGAACAGCCGUAUUCCACAUUUUACUGGGCAGAGAUACUGUACACAUAUCUAGAGGAUUCAAAUCUAGUCUUAAUAUUCAUUUAGUUAUAAUACACUAUGUAACUAAGCAUAAUUACUCUGUAAAAACCAUAGUUUUUUUUAAAUAUAAUAUCUAUAGUAAAGACUGUAUGAUUAACAAUAGUAAUCAAAGAUUAUAUUUUGUAAUGCAUUAUCCAGAUCCCUUUGGUUACAAAUACAGGAGGUUUAUGCAUCA